AUGGUUUUCACAUUUUCGUUAGGGUUUCAAGACAGUGGUUGCAACACUCGUGGUGAGGGUUUCUUUGUGGGGAAUAUGACGUUGAUGAUAGGAACAGCUAAAUCUGAGCAGACAUAUUGGUUGUCAUACAUCGAAGUCGCUGAACACAUUCUCAUGAUAGACGUCAGAGUCGUUGGAUUCACCACUAUUUUCUCUGUUCGUCUUCUUCGGUGGCCGUUUUUGUUCUCCGAUUUCAAAAUCUUCUUCCCAAGCUUGGGGCGGCAUACCAUCUUACCUUCCCUGUCUCAUUUACAUUGGACUGCGGUAAUUGUUGUGUUGUAUAUUAAGGCCGGGAGGACCAAGUCAAACGCUCUCCAAUUUCAUUUCCUUCAGGUUCGGUGUGCUGCUGGACGCCCACUCUUAACACACCUAUCUCAGGUUAUUAGGGAAUAUGAAUUGGGUUCAACGCAAAAUCUACCUUUACAAUGUCACAUUUGGGCUAUACAUGUUGGACUGGUGGGAGCGAUAUUUGUUCAAUAGCUUGGUUGUGGUCUUGAUGUGGUUCAUCUUCUACAACGGAUAUCGUAACAUUAGUGAAUUUGGAAAAAGGUAUCUGUGGUGAAUUUAAACAUAGUUUCAACUUCAAGAUGAAACAUGGUGAAGUUGUAUGAUCCAAUUACUAUCCUAAAGUUUGUGUGUGUGUGUGUGUUAGCUUUGCUGGUAUGUAAGUUCCCACAUAGUAAGUUAAGCAUGUAUGAAUCGUGAGAGACCUUUGAACAACAAUGGUCAAUAAAUCUCUGCAUUUUAGCCAAGUAUUAAAAUAGGAUGAGAGGAAAUAAGUUUGUAUAAUUUAGGAUAUGUAAUAUCUUUUUUGAAGAGUUUUUGAGAUUUGAACAUGUUUGAAUUGCAAUAUGGUGGUCUUUUACUUUGAAAUAAAUCAAGACGUGGUUGAAGGAGAUUAAAAAA
This is a messenger RNA of Lactuca saligna, 945 nucleotides long. Lineage: Eukaryota; Viridiplantae; Streptophyta; Magnoliopsida; Asterales; Asteraceae. The record is from the annotation of a GenBank genome assembly.